Dendronephthya gigantea is the source of this 2446-nucleotide messenger RNA. Its product is annotated as testin-like. Lineage: Eukaryota; Metazoa; Cnidaria; Anthozoa; Malacalcyonacea; Nephtheidae. Gene Ontology annotation, molecular function: zinc ion binding. The transcript is spliced from 6 exons. The record is from RefSeq and is a predicted model, not a curated record. The coding region runs from base 155 to 1336 and encodes 393 amino acids.
AUUGACAUAUGCGUUUGUGACAAGUCUCCUGCGGAGGAUAAGACAGGCACAGCAAUGUUUACAGAUGAUUAGUUCAAACCGUUUGCAAUUUGAAAUUUUUGCUUAAAUAACAUCGAUAUCUUCGCUUAUCGUUCGUCGACAUUUGUGAUAAACAAUGGCUUCAACAAAAGCAGACAUUGCCCAUGAAGAUCGAAAGUAUGUCGUGGCCCACGAGCGUCAUGCGGGUUCUCCUUGUCUAAAAUGUGGACCAGAAGUUUGCGUUGGAGGCCUGGACUUACAUUUUUGGAGAAAAAUAUGCAAGACGUGUAAAUGUGGUGCGGCCGAUCAUGACAUUAAAAGUGAUGAGGAUUUUACCCACCAGUUGAUUCUACGUGAUAUACAACAGUUAGUCACAGGUCCUGAUGGAUGUGGCAUUGUCACGGAUAAAAUAAGAAAGUUUCGUUUGGCGAGUACUGACACACAACCAGACGUUUUUCCCAAAGGAAACUUUUUGUGGGUUCCCUCUGGCGUUACAAAGGAAGUGGCGGAUAAAUACAUGGCAUCUCUGCCAGAAGAGAAAGCGCCAAUCAAGGAAUCUGAUGGUGAAGUAUAUCGUCGCAAACAGAUGAUGACACAACUUCCUGCACACGACAAUGAUGAAAGGUUUUGUGAUGCCCUCACAGAUGAAGAGAAACAGCGUAUGCGGGACUUUCUGCAGCAUAGAAACGAGAAGGCUGUGGGAAUUGGUGAAGUUGGUGAACUGGCAGAUACAAAGGAAACCAGUAAAUUUAAAUGCGAGAAGUGUAGUGAAGCUCUCGUCCCCGGUGAUGUGGCCGUGUUUGCAGCACGUGCUGGAACUGAUAUCUGUUGGCAUCCACAAUGCUUUGUCUGCAAGAAAUGUGACGAGCUGUUGGUUGAUCUAGUUUAUUUCUUCAAAGAUAAUGAUAUUUAUUGUGGUCGUCAUUAUGCAGACUUCUUUCGUCCUCGGUGCCACGCUUGUGAUGAGCUCAUUUUCAGCAAACAGUUUACCCAAGCAGAAGGGUGUAACUGGCAUCUCAAGCACUUCUGCUGUUUUGAAUGCGACAAGAAACUUGGCGGUGAGCAAUACGUCGUGCGAGAAAACCCUUAUUGCCUUUCUUGUUAUGAAAUUCUCUUCGCGAAGAAAUGUGGUACGUGUGGGAAGGUGAUAGCAGCUGACGACAAGAGACUUUGUUAUAGAGAAAACUUCUGGCAUGCCACGGAUGAAUGUUUCCACUGUAGUAAUUGUUCAGUGUCACUGGUUGGAAAGGAGUUCCUUCCAAAAGGUUCAAAUGCAUAUUGUUCUGCGAAGUGCUAUAAGGAACACAGAGGACAGUGAUGUAUUGCGUGCGGUACAUAGGUUUGUAAGUUGGAACAUAACUCUAUUUUUAUUUAACAAGAUGACGACUUUGAAGGGUUUAUUUUGAGAUCGCAUGCAUGAGACGCAUAGUUCUGUUUGGGUCUACAAGGCCGCGUUGUUGCUUAAACACUACGGCUGACGUUUUAUUGAAAUACUACUACGACUUGUAUAUCAUAUUCUGUUUACAUUAUCAAUAGGAAUAGAACCUGCACGAGGGCCUGGGCACGGAACCUGCACAUGUCACUGAAUCACAAAUUUAGAGGCUGUUUACAUGAGCCCUAUGCAUGAGCCCCAUAGAAAGGGCUAGCUCUACCUGUAGGGUGUUUUUCACCUCAAUAACGUGCCGACGUCAAAUCGUUAGCCCUACAGAGGGAGGGCUAGCCCUUCCAUUUUGCGUUUAUACGGAAAAUUUCCAGCCCUAGUCAAUGGCGAGAUCUCGCCUGGUAGAGCUGACGCUCCUCUCAUGCAUGUGAACGAAAUUGUUCUUUAGUAUGGAUUUAUGAUAGCACGCGGGAUCUCGCCCGGUAGGGCUCAUGCCUCUUAGGUUAGGCUGUCAGUUUUGACAUCUUUAAUUUAGGCUGUUCUCCAAUUUACAAUUACGCAUUUCAGACAGACACACCCAGAUAAAGUCCAGAUUUACUUUAAUUUAUGUACCUGAAAAGGAUUGAUAUUUCUGUUAACUGCAUGUCGUCAACUGAAAAAUAUAUAACUGACGGCAACUUAAAAACUUUGCAUCAAUAUAUAACAAUUAACUGCCUAAAAUAAACAAAACACUUCUCGACGCUUCGAGACCCAAGGCCUCCGUCAGGAAGCCUUCGAAAUGUCGAAGUGUUUUUGCCUAUUUUAGGCAGUUGUUGUUAAACCUUUGAUAGGAGAAUAUCGCCCUAUAAUAGUCCGGUCUUUGUCAUAAAGCCAAACUUAUUUUAGUUCUCCUUGGUUUUACUUUCGACAGAAAGAUUUUGAUUAAUCGUGAUCUCUUUUUAACUGGAUAAAUUAUUUUAGCCGACUCGCUUGUGUCUGUUAGUUAUUUUAAAAUUUUAUUCGCAUGUUAUUCCUUGCUGUUUUGUUAAUUAUUUGUCGCUACAAAUA